Messenger RNA from Fonsecaea erecta, 1029 nucleotides. RefSeq lists its product as hypothetical. The record is from RefSeq and is a predicted model, not a curated record. The coding region runs from base 1 to 1029 and encodes 342 amino acids. Gene Ontology annotation, molecular function: oxidoreductase activity. NCBI's taxonomy places the organism in Eukaryota, Fungi, Ascomycota, Eurotiomycetes, Chaetothyriales, Herpotrichiellaceae. The transcript is spliced from 2 exons.
AUGGCACAACAGCAGUACGCCAAGGACCAGCCACAAGGUUACAAGAACUAUGUGGAAAACAUUGCAAUCGUCGGAGCAGGAGGCCAGGUGGGCGAAUACAUCGCGCGCGCGCUCCUCCAGACAGGCAAGCACCGGCUCACGGCCAUCACACGCGCCGACUCGACCAGCACCGUGCCGGAGGGCAUGACGGUGAAGAAGGUCAACUACGACGAGCCCUCGACGCUGGUGGAUGCGCUGCGGGGCCAGGACGUGCUGAUCAUCACGAUGGCAGUGACGGCGCCGCAGGACACGGAGACGAAGCUGAUCGACGCCGCGGCGGCCGCGGGCGUGCCCUGGGUCCUCCCCAACGAGUACAGCAGCGACCCGCGCAACACGGCGCUGCAGCACGAGAUCAUCAUCGGCGACGCCAAGGAUGCCACGCGGCGGCACAUCGAAGCGCGCGGCGUCAGCGCCUGGAUCAGCUUCACCUGCAGCUUCUGGUACGAGUACUCGCUGGCCGCGUCGCCGGCGAGCUACGGCUUCGACUUCGCCACCAAGACCGUCACGCUCUACGACGACGGCAACACCAAGAUCAACACCACCACGUGGCUGCAGUGCGGGCGCGCCGCGGCGGCGCUGCUCAGCCUGCCAAUCCUGCCCCAGGACGCGUCCGACACGGGCCCCACGCUGUCCAUGUUCCGCAACGACGUGCUGUACGUGUCGUCGUUCCGGGUCAGCCAGCGCGACAUGCUGGCGUCGGUGCUGCGGGUGACGGGGGACCGCGAGGCGGACUGGACGAUCACGCACGAGGACGUCAAGGAGCGGUACCGGGCCGGCGUGGAGGGCAUGAAGUCCGGCACCGGCGGCCGCUUGGCCUUCAUGCAGAUGCUGUACGCCCGCGUCUUCUUCCCCAACGGCGACGGCGACUACGAGUCCAAGUACGGCCUGCACAACGACCUCCUAGGCCUGCCCAAGGAGGAUCUCGAUGAGGCUACCAAGAGAGCCGUCGAUCUGGCAGCCAAAGGUGGGCCUUUCGCCCAGCGCCGUUAA